AUGAGGAGGAGGAAGGAGGAGCUUGGUCGCAACUGGUUUCCUCCUCUCGCAGACCAUAGGUCGACGAGUUGGGGUGGGCCAGCGCUGCAACUUGCCAAGUUGGGACGAGCUGUUUGGGUCCUUGGGUUUGGUGGGCAAGUGGAAGUGGGUUGGUCUGUUGAGGAAGUCAAAAUAAGCCCUUGUCGUGUGCUAUUCUACAAGAUGAGGCUAGUUGAGCCUUACUUUGCCCACAAGGAUCUGUUGAGCGGGCCGAGGAAUGAGUCCAACUGA
Linum trigynum is the source of this 270-nucleotide messenger RNA. The record is from the annotation of a GenBank genome assembly. Lineage: Eukaryota; Viridiplantae; Streptophyta; Magnoliopsida; Malpighiales; Linaceae.